CUACAAGCCUGGAAAAUUUUGCAGGGCAGUUUUACUGGACAGCUUUGCAGAGCUGUGCCAUUUGAAUUUAAGCACACACAUAUCCACACACUGUGCUCUCCAUUUCUGGCUCGUCUCCCAGCACAGAGAGCUUAGUGAGAUUUGGGUCUCUCUCUCUCUCUCCCCUCUGCAGCAACAGUUUCUCCAGGCUCUGCUAGUUAGGACUCCCCAAGCAAAUCAUGGAGGACACCACUUUGCAAAUUAUCGAACAACCAACUGCCUCUGAGACCUCUGAGGAGCAAGCAGCAGAGGAACCGAUCAAAUCAGACCAGAUCAACGGGGUGAUGGUGCUGACCCUUUUGGACAAGAUCAUUGGGGCAGUGGAUCAGAUCCAGAUGACCCAGGCUCAGCUGGAAGAGAGACAGCAAGAGAUGGAUAGCGCAGUGUCCAGCAUCCAAGGCGAAUUGACCAAGCUCACAAAAGCACACACCACCACCAGCAACACUGUGAACAAGAUGCUUGAAAAAGUGCGAAAGGUGAGCGUCAAUGUGAAAACCGUCCGGCAGAACCUGGAGAAGCAAGCUGGGCAGAUCAAGAAGCUGGAGGUCAAUGAAGCAGAGCUGUUGAAGCGAAGGAACUUCAAAGUCAUGAUCUACCAGGAUGAAGUGAAGCUGCCAUCCAAGGUGAGCAUCAGCAAGUCUUUGAAGGAGACUGAGAAGCAAGAGAAGGAAGGGGAGGGUGAGGAGGAGCCCCUGGGUGAGGACCACGCUGAUGAGGACCGCAUCCAGCUUUCCUCAGAUGAGGAGGUGGAGAUUGAGGAAAUCAUUGAGGAAUCCCGGGCAGAGCGCAUCAAGAGAAGCGGCAUGAAGAGGGUGGAUGACUUCAAGAAAGCUUUCUCCAAGGAGAAGAUGGAGAAGACAAAGAUAAAGACCAAGGAAAACCUAGAGAAAACCAAGCAUAACCUGGAGAAGACCCGGCACAACCUGGAGAAGAGAAUGAACAAGCUAGGCACCAAGAUCGUGACCAAUGAAAGAAGGGAGAAGAUGAAGACCUCUCGGGACAAACUGAAAAAGUCUUUCACCCCUGACCACACCAUUUAUGCCAGGUCCAAGACAGCUGUCUACAAGGUGCCACCUUUCACUUUCCAUGUCAAGAAGAUCAGAGAGGGUGCAGUGGAAGUGAAAGCCACAGAGAUGGUGGAAGUGGGAGGGGAAGAGGCAGACACAGAUCUGAUGAGAGAGGAGAGCCCUGAGAUGCACACGCUGCUGGAGAUCACAGAGGAGUCAGACGCUGUGUUGGUGGACAAGAGCGACAGUGAGUAAAGAGGCAGAGGCGCGGGAGGGUUUCUGAACGGAUGGCUGAACACGUAACCAUUCACACUGCAAGAUCUCUCUUUGUCCCGGGAGCCCCAGGGACCGUAUACACGAUGCAUCCUUAUUACUCUGGAAAGCCAAAGCCACUCCCCCACCCUGGAGGACAAGGUGUCUUUUAUAUUUUAGUUUUAGCACAUAGAGGAAGUAGGAACACAGGACUUUUUCUUUUUUCUUACACCAUUAAACCAACCCUUGGAGA
This is a messenger RNA of Alligator sinensis (Chinese alligator), 1551 nucleotides long. RefSeq names its product caveolae associated protein 1 (gene CAVIN1). Bases 219 to 1301 code for a protein of 360 amino acids. Gene Ontology annotation, biological process: transcription initiation at RNA polymerase I promoter; termination of RNA polymerase I transcription. The record is from RefSeq and is a predicted model, not a curated record. The transcript is spliced from 2 exons. Gene Ontology annotation, molecular function: rRNA primary transcript binding. Gene Ontology annotation, cellular component: cytoplasm; caveola. NCBI's taxonomy places the organism in Eukaryota, Metazoa, Chordata, Crocodylia, Alligatoridae.